GCACUCUGUGGAGUUUGACCCGUGAGCCCUGAUAGUGAAAAUAAUGCACUUCUUACCAGGGCCCCGGGAGGCUGAAAGAGUAACUUUGGGCGAUUAGUUUAACUUUGACUGUAAAUAUUCCUUCUCAUCCCUUGUGACGCUGGUAACGGCUCCUCUGGCAAAUCCCGAUUCUCUGGCAAUAUUUAAGCUGCCUGUCAGUUGGCAGAGGCUUGGUGGUGCCCGGCGCAGGGGACAGAAUGAGACCCAGCUGAGGGAGAUAUAUGCAUCUAGACAAAGGAGCUCUCAGCCUGCUUCAGAAGCCAUGGAGCCCACCAGCAGCAUUCCGUCCUCUGUGACCCCCUCGUGGGAUGUGUUUCCCCAGAAGACGCUGGACUCCAUAGACAUUGCUGUUCUCGUGCUUUACUUUGUAUUUGUCCUCGUGGUUGGUCUGUGGUCCAUGUGGAAGACUCAGCGCAGCACUGUAAAAGGCUACUUUCUAGCUGGAGGACAGAUGGUUUGGUGGCCUGUGGGUGCGUCCCUGUUUGCCAGCAAUGUUGGAAGUGGCCACUUCAUCGGCCUGGCUGGAUCGGGAGCUGCCUCGGGAAUUGCCGCAACAGCCUACGAGUGGAAUGGGAUGUUUUGUGUCCUGGUACUGGCCUGGCUCUUCCUCCCGAUAUACAUAGCAGCAGGAGUUACUACCAUGCCCGAGUACCUGCGGAGGCGUUUUGGAGGCAAAAGAAUUCAGGUGUUCCUGGCGAUUCUCUACUUGUUCAUCUACAUUUUCACCAAAAUAUCAGUUGACAUGUACGCUGGGGCGCUCUUCAUUCAGCAAGCCUUGCACUGGGACCUCUACAUCGCUGUGGUGGGCUUGCUGGCAAUCACGGCCGUUUACACUGUGGCGGGUGGCCUGGCAGCUGUGAUCUACACGGAUGCUCUGCAAACUUUCAUCAUGCUGAUUGGGGCCGUGACUCUCAUGGUCUUCAGUUUUGUUGAAGUUGGCGGUCUUGAAGGUUUGCAGACAAAAUACUUUGAUGCUAUUCCCAGCACCCGCAAGGCAAACAGCAGCUGCGGCUUGCCGAGAGAAGAUGCUUUUCACAUUUUCCGAGACCCUGUUAACUCUGACCUUCCCUGGCCGGGAGUUUUGGUAGGAAUGACCAUCCCGUCCCUGUGGUACUGGUGUACAGAUCAGGUCAUUGUGCAAAGGUCCCUUGCUGCUAAAACCCUCUCUCAUGCCAAGGGAGGCUCCUUGAUGACCUCCUACUUGAAAAUUCUGCCCCUUUUUAUGAUGGUAAUGCCAGGCAUGAUCAGUCGGAUUCUCUUCCCAGAUCUGGUGGCUUGUGCAGAUGCGGAAAUCUGCCAGAAAAUCUGUGGCAACCCCUCCGGCUGCUCUGACAUUGCUUAUCCCAAGCUGGUCAUCGAACUUCUGCCUGUGGGACUCAGGGGCCUGAUGAUGUCAGUGAUGAUAGCAGCUCUCAUGUCCUCCCUGACUUCCAUCUUUAAUAGUGCCAGCACCAUUUUCACCAUGGACCUCUGGAAACACUUCCGUCCUCGUUGCUCCGAGUGGGAACUGAUGAUCGUUGGCAGGGUCUUUGUGCUGCUGCUGACUGUGGUUUCCAUUCUGUGGAUCCCGCUGGUGCAGGCUGGCCAGGGAGGGCAGCUCUUUAUUUACAUCCAGUCCAUCAGCUCCUACCUGCAGCCCCCGGUGGCAAUGGUCUUCAUCCUGGGUUGCUUCUGGAAAAGAGCAAAUGAGAAGGGUGCGUUUUGGGGCCUGGUGAUUGGGCUGUUGUUGGGUGUCAUUCGGCUGGUGCUGGACUUCAUCUACCCCGAGCCCCAGUGUGGCCAGGACGACCUCCGCCCCGGUGUGGUGAAGUACAUGCACUACCUCUACUUCUCCAUGGUCCUGGCUGCUGUCUCCACGCUGACGGUGCUGGUGGUCAGCAUGCUCACGGAACCCCCCUCAGAAGAAAUGAUAAGUCGGCUUACCUGGUUCACACGUGGGGAUCUGCCAGCCAAGACAGAGCUCGCAGUCAGCCCUGACGCUGCAAAAGGAGUGUGUGAAGCUGAGCGCCCAGCUCUCCAGAUUGAUAUAAGCAUUGCUUCUGAAACUAGUUCAAAUGAUAAUAAAUGUGCAGCCAACACCAAAGGGAACUCCAAGCUGAUGACAGCCUUUCUGUGGCUCUGCGGGAUGCAGCGCAAACAGGAGAACACCGAGAACAUGUCGAUGACUAAACCGGAGCCGCUUCCCGUGGCUUCCCUGGAGGAGAAACCACUAGUGAAACACAUCCUGAACAUCAACUUGCUGCUAUGCGUGUGCGCGGGGCUCUUCCUCUGGGCCUACUUUGCAUAGCGGUUGGCUAUUCGCUUGCAGAUGCCAUCAACUAAUUUUAAUUGGUGUAAAUAAUAAUAAUUAGCAGAGGGUUAAUGUAAUUCUUAAUGCUUUCUAAAUGUUAUUUCUUUAUUUAAGAAGAAGACAGACCCUGCUCCCUUGUCCUUUCCUUAUUUCUAACUGGGCCUGGGGUGGAAGGGGAUAAGUGCUGGCAC
Cuculus canorus (common cuckoo) is the source of this 2520-nucleotide messenger RNA. RefSeq names its product solute carrier family 5 member 11 (gene SLC5A11). Gene Ontology annotation, cellular component: plasma membrane. Bases 302 to 2326 code for a protein of 674 amino acids. The record is from RefSeq and is a predicted model, not a curated record. Gene Ontology annotation, biological process: transmembrane transport. Gene Ontology annotation, molecular function: D-glucose:sodium symporter activity. NCBI's taxonomy places the organism in Eukaryota, Metazoa, Chordata, Aves, Cuculiformes, Cuculidae. The transcript is spliced from 16 exons.